AUGGAGAACUGUCUAACUCUCAUUUUUUUGUCUUCUGUGAUCAAACUCACCACAGCUGGAAAUGUGAGGCUGGUGGAUGGUAGUAAUUCCUGUGCUGGUAGGGUGGAGGUUUAUUACAGUGGAGAAUGGGGAACCGUGUGUGAUGAUUAUUGGGAUUUGACAAACACUGCAGUGGUGUGUAGAGAGCUGGGCUGUGGCGAAACUUCAAACACAAUGCGUGCUGCUCACUUUGGACCAGGAUCAGGAAAAAUCUGGAUGGAUAAUGUGAUAUGUAGUGGAUCUGAGUCCUCAAUAUUUGAUUGCUCAAAAAAAAAAAUGGGUGACCAUAACUGUGAGCAUAGUGAAGAUGUUGGCAUUAUCUGCUCAGGCAUCAGGCUUGUUGGAGGUUCUCGCUGCUCUGGGAGAUUAGAGGUGCCUCAUGGGAACACAUGGUACACAGUCUGUGCCGCUGCCUUUGACCAGCAGAAUGCAGAGGUUGUGUGUAGAGAGCUGGACUGUGGGGCUCCUGUACAGGUGCUGGGAGCAGCUGCUUUUGGCAAAGGAGACGCUCAGAUGUGGACACAAGAGAUUCAGUGCAGAGGAAAUGAGUAUCAGUUUGCUCUUUGUCCAGCAUCACCUUUACAAUUUUGUUCCCAUGAGAACGAUGUGAGCGUUGCAUGUGCUGAAACAGUGAGAUUAGUAGGUGGUAACAGUCGCUGUGCUGGUAGAGUGGAGGUUCUUCAUAGAGGUCAGUGGGGAACAGUGCAUGAUGUUGGCUGGGAUUUGCCUGAUGCUGCAGUGGUGUGUAGAGAGCUUGGCUGUGGAGAGGCUUUAACUGCACCAAAGAGUGCUCACUUUGGAGAAGGAUCAGGAAGAGUCUGGGUUUCAAGUUUACAGUGUACUGGAUCAGAGUUUACAUUGACAAGCUGUAGAUUCAAUGGAUGGGGAAUAGAAGCUAAUCAUGCUGAAGAUGCUGGAGUCAUCUGCUCUGGAGUCAGGCUGGUUGGAGGAUCUCGCUGUUCUGGCAGAGUAGAAGUGCCUCAUGAUCAGACGUGGAUGUCAGUGUGUGCCGCUGCCUUUGACCAGCAGGAUGCAGAGGUUGUGUGUAGAGAGCUGGACUGUGGGGCUCCUGUACAGGUGCUGGGAGCAGCUGCUUUUGACAAAGGAGACGCUCAGAUGUGGACACAAGAGAUUCAGUGCAGAGGAAAUGAAUCCUAUAUAUCUUUGUGUCCAACAUCAUCUUCUCGCAAACAAAAUUGCACCCAUGAGAAUGCCAUUGGACUGUUAUGUUCUGGUUACACUGACCUCAGACUAGUCAAUGGUCCUGAAAUCUGUUCUGGUCGAGUUGAACGUCAGUACUUCAGUAAAUGGGGCACAGUGUGUGAUGCAUGCUGGAAUAUGAGAGCUGCCAGUGUCCUCUGUAGACAGCUGAAUUGUGGGAUUGCUGUGUCUGUUGUGGGAUCAGACUGGUUUGGAGAGGGAAGUGGUGAAAUCUGGGCUGAUGUGUUUGAUUGUGACGGGAAUGAAACAAAACUCUCAGAAUGUUCCAUCUCUUCAUGGAGUCGAGCUGAAUGUUCACAUAGACAAGAUGUUGGAGUCAUCUGCUCUAGUUCCUCUCUGGCUCUUCAUGAUGGUCUGGUGCGGUUAUCUGGAGAGAGACAGUGUGAGGGGGAGGUGGAAGUUUUCAUCCAUCAGGUCUGGAGGAGAGUUCUGCUGGACUCCUGGAGUCUCACUGAAUCCUCUGUGGUCUGCAGACAGCUGGGCUGUGGCUCUGUGCUGAACUUCUACGGCUCCUCUUCAUCCAGUCCUGAACACAGUCAUGAGUGUGUGACGGGCUUCCAGUGCUCUGGGAGUGAAGCUCAUCUGGGGAACUGCAGCUCUCCACAAACUCUCAACUGCAGCUCCACACAACAGCUGUCAAUCACCUGCCUUGGUCACAGGUCCAUCAGGCUGGUGGGUUCUGGGGGAGACUGUGCAGGGAGGCUGGAGGUUUUUCACAGCGGCUCAUGGGGGACAGUGUGUGACGACUCCUGGGAUAUUAAAGAUGCUCAUGUGGUGUGCAGACAGCUGCAGUGUGGAGUGGCCCUCAGUAACCAGCAGGUACCAGCCUGGUUUGGUCCUGGUUCUGGACCCAUAUGGCUGGAUGAGGUGGAGUGUGAGGGGAAUGAGACGUCCCUGUGGAGCUGCUCUUCUCCAGGCUGGGGAAAACAUGACUGUCAACACAAGGAGGAUGUAGGAGUCGUGUGCUCAGAGUUUAAGGAGAUCAGGUUAACUGAGGGCUGUGAAGGGAAUGUGGAGGUUUUCUAUAAUGGAUCCUGGGGUAAUGUAUGUUACAACAAGAUGGACAGAGACACAGCAAGUCUGAUUUGUCAAGAGCUGAACUGUGGAAGAUCUGGUGAUUUUUCUGAUCGAGUGAAAUCAGCUCCUAACUGGCUGGAUAAAGUUACAUGUCGUCCACAUGAUUCCACUUUAUGGCAGUGUCCAUCUUCAUCAUGGGGACAGAAUGACUGCGGUGAAGAUGAAGUGGCCAAAAUCACCUGCUCAGAGGAGGAAACUCGUGAGUCGCCUCAGAGUCGUCUGACAUGUUUUACCUCACCAUCUCCUUACCAGAGACAGUGUGCAAAUCAUGUUCCUCUCAGACUGAUUGGAGGGGAGGGCCAGUGCUCUGGGAAGCUGGAGGUGUAUCAUAACGCUGUGUGGGGCUCAGUCUGUGAUGAUCAGUGGGACAUCAGCGAUGCUCAGGUGGUCUGCAGGCAGCUGGGUUGUGGAGCAGCACUGAGGGCUGAUGGGAAUUCAACAAUUAGUGCUGGUGAAGGUGUUGUGUGGCUGAACAAAGUUGAAUGCAGAGGGAAUGAGAUUCACCUGUGGGACUGUCCUCUCUCCCUGAAUAACCACACUGACUGCUCCCGCAAAGAGCACGCUGGACUCACCUGUGCAGGUUUGCCAGAUGUGUUAGUGUCCACUACUCCUGCCACAACAACAUCAGCUUCUCCUCCAGUUUCUCCUCCAGUGCGCUCAACAUCAGUCGCUCCUCCACAAACUCCCCCAGCAGCGUCUCUCUCCGUCCCCCCAGUGCUUGUGAUUGUACUGGGAGUUGUGCUCUUACUGCUCUUAGUGCCACUGCUUAUACUGAUUCAGCAGAACAGAGUGAUGAGGAGAGCUCUCUCUAAGAGGAGACACAGGACGACGACUGAGGCCGUUUAUGAGGAGAUUCAACACAGACACAAUCACUUCACUCAGAGGGAAUUCCUGACAGAAAACCACAGAGCUGCAGGUGCAUGUUUAUACGACAGUGGCCCUUGUCCAGAAGACAGACAUGAGAGCUAUGACGAUGUCACGACGAGCGAACAGAACUCUGAUAUUAAAAAAGUGGACACACUAGAUUAUGAUGAUGUCAUCAUUAUUGGACAGCACUUUCAAGGUGUAACGAGUGAGUCACACAGAACUGCAAUUUAA
Molecule: messenger RNA, 3435 nt
Organism: Sinocyclocheilus anshuiensis
Lineage: Eukaryota; Metazoa; Chordata; Actinopteri; Cypriniformes; Cyprinidae
Product: scavenger receptor cysteine-rich type 1 protein M130-like
Cellular component (GO): membrane
Source: RefSeq, a predicted model, not a curated record